Molecule: messenger RNA, 756 nt
Organism: Brachypodium distachyon (stiff brome)
Lineage: Eukaryota; Viridiplantae; Streptophyta; Magnoliopsida; Poales; Poaceae
Product: pollen allergen Lol p 2-A
Exons: 1
Coding region: 96-470 (124 amino acids)
Cellular component (GO): extracellular region
Source: RefSeq, a predicted model, not a curated record
AUCCGUCAGAACUCACACAGCUCUCAGCAAUAACAACUCAUACACAUACAACCAUCAAUCUAAGCUACAGCUCGGACCGAUCCCUAGAUCGAGAGAUGGCGCGCUUUUCGUCCUCCAGCCUUCUGGCUUUGGCGGUGGUUGCAAUGCUGUUCGCCGGCGUCUGGUGCGCCCCGAAAGUGACCUUCACGGUGGAGAAGGGCUCCGACCCUAAGAAGAUUGUUCUGGACGUGAAGUACAACAAGGAAGGUGACAGCAUGGCGGAAGUUGAGCUGAAGCAGAAGGGCUCCAACGAGUGGCUGGCCAUGUCCAAGUGUAAGGACACUGGAGUGUGGAAGUACGAGAGCCCCGAGGCGCUCAAGUGCCCCCUGAACAUCCGCUUCCAAUCAGAGAAGGGCAUGAGGAACGUCUUCGACGACGUCAUCCCAGAAAACUACAAGGUCGGAUCCACCUAUGCCCCACAGGAAUAUUGAUCCAUGGACGCCUUUGUUUUCUUUUUCCAUCAAUUCGCCAAGUUUAAUUUCCCUCAAGGUUUUGGCUUGCAUUAUAUAUUGAGAAAUAUAUGAUACAAGAUAAAGAAGUACAUAAAUUGUACGUCGAGGCUCGUGAGGUGCGUAUACGGUAGGAAGGGCAAAGAAAAGAUUAAUGUGUUUGCUCUCCUAUGCACCCACUGUCGACUAGCACUUUUUGUAAUCGAAUCUAUUCAAUUUUGUAUCAUGAUGAGAUAUUCAAAUGGACGAUUCCUUUAUCAUUUUGCUA